Messenger RNA from Xenopus laevis (African clawed frog), 8371 nucleotides. It is a transcript of the gene scn1a.S, whose product is annotated as sodium channel, voltage gated, type I alpha subunit S homeolog. Bases 770 to 6832 code for a protein of 2020 amino acids. Gene Ontology annotation, molecular function: monoatomic cation channel activity; monoatomic ion channel activity; voltage-gated sodium channel activity. The transcript has 27 exons. The record is from RefSeq and is a predicted model, not a curated record. NCBI's taxonomy places the organism in Eukaryota, Metazoa, Chordata, Amphibia, Anura, Pipidae. Gene Ontology annotation, cellular component: voltage-gated sodium channel complex; plasma membrane; membrane. Gene Ontology annotation, biological process: membrane depolarization during action potential; transmembrane transport; neuronal action potential.
GAGUAAUGACAGUCAUGGUUUUGCAUAGACAUGUUGUUCUAGGAGAGGUUCAGCAGCAGCUGCCCGUUUGCAUUCAUGCUCUUGUUGGCAAUUGAAGUUAUGCAAAGCUCCAAAUGCAUGGUCAUGAUAUGUAUAACAGCCUCCUCUACUUACCCUUUCUCCAAAAGUCUAGCAAAUCUGUUCCCUGAGAGGGGGCUGCUAGUGACAUCACUAGGGACGACUUCCUUGGCUUCAGUAGUCGCAACAAGCACUGUGCAAACCAAUAAUGCUGAAGGGGUGGGAAUAGCACAGGAGACAGUGCUCAUCUGCCUGGGAGGCACCUUUUAUCUCUCUGCCUCCUGCUUUCCCCUAGCCCAGCUAUUGUUUUCAUUCACAGCCCCCCAGCUCCAGCUCCUGGAAAGGUGUCUGGCUUUGUCAUUGACGCUGCUGUUGCUGUGCUGCUGCGUUCUGUCGUGCGCGACAUUUUUCUUCCUCCUCCUUCUAUAGCUGCAACUGUCAGAAUCCAGGAGGGACACGCCUGGCACAAGGGGAACACAGAAAGGAUCUCGCUGGAGGGGAGGGGGGGAAUACAAAAAAAAACACACACAGACCGAGGACAGAGAAAAGGGAGAAAUCUCAUUCAGCUGUGGAAUAAAACACUUACAGGCGUCUGGAUGGACCGAACCUAGAGGCUCUGCUUUCCCUGAUCCAGAGGGAGGCGAGGCGUCUCUGCUCGGAUUUCCAUUAUGAAAGUAGCAAAGCAGUAAAUUAAAAGGUGCAGGAUGAAAAGAUGGCGCAGGCACGACUUGUACCACCCGGACCUGACAGCAUCCGCUACUUUACCAGGGAAUCUCUUGAAGCUAUCGAGAAGCGCAUCACAGAGGAAAAAGCUAAAAAGCCCAAACAGGAACACAGAGAUGAUGACGAUGAAAAUGGCCCCAAGCCAAGCAGUGACUUGGAAGCAGGCAAAAGUCUGCCAUUUAUAUAUGGAGACAUACCUCCGGGAAUGGUAUCAGAGCCACUGGAGGACCUAGAUCCUUAUUACAUGAAUCAGAAAACUUUUAUAGUAUUGAAUAGAGGGAAGGCAAUCUUCCGCUUCAGUGCCACAUCUGCCUUGUACAUUUUAACUCCUUUCAAUCCUCUUAGAAAAAUAGCUAUUAAGGUUUUAGUACAUUCAUUAUUCAGCAUGCUCAUUAUGUGCACUAUUCUGACCAACUGCGUCUUCAUGACAAUGAGCAAUCCUCCAGAAUGGGCCAAGAAUGUAGAGUACACAUUCACUGGGAUUUAUACUUUCGAAUCUCUUAUAAAAAUUCUUGCAAGAGGUUUCUGUUUAGAAAAAUUUACCUUUCUUCGAGACCCAUGGAACUGGCUUGAUUUCAGUGUCAUUGUGAUGGCGUAUGUAACAGAAUUUGUAAACCUAGGCAAUGUUUCAGCUCUUCGAACUUUCAGAGUAUUGAGAGCUUUGAAAACUAUUUCUGUAAUUCCAGGCCUGAAGACCAUCGUGGGUGCACUGAUUCAGUCGGUUAAGAAGCUUUCGGAUGUUAUGAUUCUCACAGUGUUUUGCCUCAGUGUGUUUGCACUAAUAGGACUGCAGCUUUUCAUGGGUCACCUGAGGAAUAAAUGUCUGCAAUGGCCACCAACUGACUAUUUCCCUUUAAUAGAUAUUUCUCCCAUCUUGAAUGGCACAAUGAACAUACAUGACCCUUUUGGUAACACAACAAACAGCACAUUUGACUGGGAAGAAUAUAUUAGAGAUCAAAGUCAUUUUUACAAGCUGGAAGGACAGAAAGACUUCUUGCUCUGUGGUAACUCCUCUGAUUCAGGACAAUGCCCAAAAGGAUAUAUUUGUGUAAAAACCGGUAAAAACCCUAAUUAUGGCUACACAAGCUUUGAUACCUUCAGCUGGGCAUUCUUGUCUCUCUUUCGGUUAAUGACCCAAGACUACUGGGAGAAUUUAUAUCAACUGACACUACGAGCUGCUGGUAAAACGUACAUGAUCUUUUUUGUGCUGGUGAUUUUCCUGGGUUCUUUCUACUUGGUAAACUUGAUAUUGGCUGUGGUGGCCAUGGCUUAUGAAGAGCAGAAUCAGGCAACAUUAGAAGAAGCAGAGCAGAAAGAAGCAGAAUUCCAGCAGAUGCUUGAACAGUUGAAAAAACAACAAGAAGAAGCACAGGCAGCAGCUGUAGCAGCAUUAAACAUGUCUAGAGAGUACAGUGAAGAAGGUGGAUUCGGACCCCUCUCAGAAAGUUCUUCUGAGGCCUCAAAAUUAAGCUCAAAAAGUGCCAAAGACAGAAGAAACAGGAAAAAGAAAAGAAAACAAAAAGAACUGGGUGAAGAAUAUGAAAAGGGGGAUGAUGAGAAGUUUCCUAAGUCGGAAUCAGAAACAAGCAUCAAAAGGAAAGGCUUCCGUUUCUCUAUCGAAGGAAACCGGCUUACUUAUGAAAAUAAGUUUUCUUCCCCACACCAGUCACUGCUAAGCAUCCGAGGGUCUUUGUUCUCACCAAGGCGAAAUAGCAGAGCAAGCUUGUUCAGUUUUAGAAAUCGUGCAAAGGAUGUAGGAUCAGAAAAUGACUUUGCAGAUGAUGAGCACAGCACAUUUGAGGACAGUGAGAGCCGAAGGGGCUCUUUAUUCAUUCCAAACAGACAUGGAGAACGACGGAACAGUAAUAUAAGUCAAGUCAGUAAGUCAUCGAAGACCAUAACAGUGCUUCCAGCAAAUGGGAAGAUGCACAGCACAGUGGACUGCAAUGGAGUGGUCUCUCUACUUGGUGGCCCAUCCGUUCCAACUUCUCCUGUGGGACUGCUUCUGCCAGAGGUGAUAGUAGAUAAGCCAGCUUCUGAUGACAAUGGCACAGCUACAGAGACAGAUAUCCGGAAAAGACGGUCAAGUUGUUACCAAGUCCCCAUGGAUCUGCUGGAAAAUCCGACUACUAGGCAAAGAGCACUUAGCAUUGCCAGUAUUUUGACAAACACAGUUGAAGAACUUGAAGAGUCCAGACAGAAAUGCCCUCCAUGCUGGUAUAAAUUUGCAAACACUUUUCUUAUUUGGGACUGCUGCGAAAAUUGGCUUACAGUUAAGCACAUUGUGAAGUUAAUUGUGAUGGACCCAAUUGUCGACCUAGCAAUUACCAUCUGCAUUGUUUUAAAUACAUUGUUUAUGGCCAUGGAGCAUUAUCCAAUGACCAAGGAAUUUAACGAUGUUCUGUCAAUAGGAAAUCUGGUUUUUACAGGAAUCUUUACAGCUGAAAUGGUUUUUAAGCUCAUUGCCCUGGAUCCAUACUAUUAUUUUCAAGAGGGUUGGAACAUUUUUGAUGGCAUCAUUGUGAGCCUUAGUUUAAUGGAGUUGGGCCUUGCAAAUGUGGAAGGAUUAUCAGUACUUCGCUCAUUCCGAUUGCUCCGUGUGUUUAAGUUGGCAAAAUCCUGGCCUACACUGAACAUGCUGAUAAAGAUAAUUGGCAAUUCUGUAGGAGCUUUGGGAAACCUGACCCUGGUGUUGGCCAUCAUCGUCUUUAUUUUUGCCGUGGUUGGGAUGCAGCUGUUUGGUAAAAGUUACAAGGAAUGUGUCUGCAAAAUUGCAGAAAACUGUGAGCUUCCUCGCUGGCACAUGAAUGACUUCUUCCACUCCUUCCUUAUUGUGUUUCGAGUGCUCUGUGGGGAAUGGAUUGAAACCAUGUGGGACUGUAUGGAGGUUGCAGGACAAUCCAUGUGCCUCCUCGUAUUUAUGCUAGUGAUGGUUAUUGGAAACUUAGUGGUUUUGAAUUUGUUCCUGGCCUUGCUUUUGAGCUCCUUUAGCUCAGACAACCUCACAGCCACAGAUGAUGACAACGAAAUGAACAAUCUCCAGAUUGCUGUGGGAAGGAUACAAGGGGGAAUAGAUUAUGUCAAAAGAACAAUUCGAGAAUGCAUCCAGAAAGCUUUUGUUAAGAAGCAAAAAGGUCUAGAUGAAAUCAAACCACUGGAGGAGCUUCACUACAAAAAGGAAAGCUGCUUAUUCAACCAUAAUGCAGUCGAAAUAAAUAAAGUCCUUGAUUAUCACAAAGGAGACAAUGGGACAACUAGCGGAGUAGGCAGCAGUGUUGAAAAGUACAUUAUUGAUGAAAACGAUUAUAUGUCAUUUAUACACAACCCCAGCCUAACCGUAACAGUGCCCAUUGCAGUUGGGGAAUCGGAUUUUGAAAACUUGAAUACAGAGGACUUCAGUAGUGAGUCUGAUCUGGAAGAAAGUAAAGAGAAGCUAAAUAUGACAAGUUCAUCUGAAGGCAGCACCGUUGAUAUCAGGCCACCAGGGGUAGUGGUGGAAGGAGAGGGGGAACCAAUAGAGAUAGAAUGUGAGGAAGAUAUGGAACCAGAUGCCUGUUUUACAGAAGGUUGUGUCAAGAGAUUCCCAAUUUGCUAUGUUAACAUUGAGGAAAAUAAAGGGAAAUUAUGGUGGACAUUUAGAAAAACCUGCUUUACCAUUGUUGAACAUAACUGGUUUGAAACCUUUAUUAUUUUUAUGAUUCUUCUCAGCAGUGGAGCUCUGGCUUUUGAAGACAUCUACAUUGAACAACGCAAAACAAUUAAGACAAUGUUGGAAUAUGCAGAUAAAGUAUUCACCUACAUAUUUAUCCUAGAAAUGCUUCUGAAAUGGGUGGCAUAUGGUUUUGUGAAAUAUUUCACCAAUGCCUGGUGCUGGCUAGACUUCCUGAUUGUUGAUGUUUCUCUUGUUAGCUUAAUAGCGAAUGCACUGGGAUAUUCAGAACUAGGUGCUAUUAAGUCUCUUAGGACACUAAGGGCACUGAGACCUUUAAGAGCCCUCUCACGUUUUGAAGGGAUGAGGGUGGUUGUGAAUGCCCUAAUUGGCGCUAUUCCAUCCAUCAUGAACGUGCUGCUCGUUUGUCUUAUAUUCUGGCUGAUUUUCAGUAUCAUGGGGGUAAAUCUAUUUGCUGGCAAAUAUUACCAUUGUGUCAAUACAACAACUGGUGAAAUGUUCGAUGAUACUCAAGUUAGCAACAGAUCUGAUUGUCUACAUUUGAAUGAAAGUGCCCGAUGGAAGAACGUCAAAGUGAAUUUUGACAACGUAGCUGCUGGAUACCUUGCAUUGCUUCAAGUGGCAACAUUUAAAGGCUGGAUGGAUAUUAUGUAUGCAGCAGUUGACUCAAGAAAGGUAGAAGAGCAGCCACGUUACGAAGACAACCUUUAUAUGUACUUAUACUUUGUUAUCUUCAUUAUCUUUGGCUCUUUCUUCACUCUUAACCUCUUCAUUGGUGUUAUUAUUGACAACUUCAAUCAGCAGAAGAAAAAGUUUGGAGGUCAAGACAUCUUUAUGACAGAGGAGCAAAAGAAAUAUUAUAAUGCAAUGAAAAAGCUUGGAUCAAAGAAACCCCAGAAGCCCAUCCCCCGACCACCAAAUAAAUACCAAGGCUUAGUCUUUGAUUUUGUGACAAAACAAGCAUUUGAUAUCACCAUCAUGAUCCUUAUUUGUCUUAACAUGGUAACAAUGAUGAUUGAAACAGAUGAGCAAAGUGAUGACAUGGAAAACAACUUGUAUUGGAUCAAUUUGGUCUUUAUUAUCCUUUUCACUACUGAAAGUAUUCUCAAACUGAUCUCUCUGCGCUAUUAUUACUUCACUAUCGGCUGGAAUAUCUUUGAUUUUGUUGUUGUCAUUCUCUCCAUUGUAGGUAUGUUCUUGGCAGACAUGAUUGAAAAAUAUUUUGUUUCCCCAACUUUAUUCAGAGUUAUUCGACUUGCUCGAAUUGGGAGAAUUUUACGUCUCAUCAAGGGAGCAAAGGGUAUUCGUACAUUGCUGUUUGCUUUGAUGAUGUCACUCCCUGCAUUGUUCAAUAUUGGCCUCCUGCUUUUCUUGGUUAUGUUUAUUUAUGCUAUUUUUGGAAUGUCCAACUUUGCCUAUGUGAAGAAAGAAUCUGGCAUUGAUGACAUGUUCAACUUUGAGACUUUUGGAAACAGUAUGAUCUGCUUAUUCCAGAUCACAACAUCAGCUGGGUGGGAUGGUUUAUUGGCACCCAUUCUUAACAGUGGAGCACCAGACUGUGAUCCACAAAUGGAACAUCCUGGAAGCUCCGUCAGAGGUGAUUGUGGCAAUCCAUCAGUUGGGAUUUUCUUUUUUGUUAGCUAUAUAAUAAUAUCAUUUUUAGUGGUGGUAAACAUGUAUAUUGCUGUUAUUUUGGAAAACUUCAGUGUUGCUACUGAAGAAAGUGCUGAACCACUUGGAGAAGAUGACUUUGAAAUGUUUUAUGAAGUAUGGGAAAAGUUUGACCCUGAUGCAACACAGUUUAUCGAGUAUAGCAAGUUAUCUAAUUUUGCUGAUGCCCUGGAUCCACCUCUACGCAUAGCUAAGCCCAAUAGAGUUCAGCUAAUUGCUAUGGAUCUCCCGAUGGUAAGUGGAGACAGAAUUCACUGCCUAGACAUUUUGUUUGCCUUUACAAAACGUGUCUUGGGUGAAGGUGAUGAAAUGGAUGCUUUACGGCUACCAAUGGAAGAACGUUUUAUGGCAUCCAAUCCAUCAAAAGCCUCUUAUGAACCAAUUACGUCCACUUUACGACGAAAGCAAGAGGAAUUGUCUGUCAUUAUUAUUCAACGUUGUUUCAGAAAGUAUCUAUUAAGAAAAACAAUUAAAAAAGCUUCUUAUUUAUAUAAGAAAAAUAAACUUGCAGUAAAUAGCUUGCCUAUUAAAGAAGACAUGGUUAUUGACAAGCUUAAUGGAAAUUCUACCACAGAGAAGACAGACAUGACUCCCUCGACCACUUCACCUCCAUCGUAUGAUAGCGUGACAAAGCCAGAAAAAGAGAAACAUGAAAAGGACAAAGUUGAAAAGGAAAACAAAAGCAAAGAUGCCAGGGAAAAUAAAAAAUGAAACUGCACAUUUUCAUUUUCGUGAUAUAUUGUUUACAGCCUGUGAAGAUGACCCAUUUGUGUCAACAGGACUCCUGUAGGAGAUCUAUGCCAAACUGACAGUUGUAACAUAUAUGUACUCAAGGUCAGUGCCUCUAAAACAGUGACCUCUUGUCAAGUGAUACUAUAACAACCUUGACUGGUGGUUACUGUUUUCACAACCAGUUGACACUUUACAUAUGAAGAGUCAUGAUGGCUCCUUAACCUGUUGGGACCAGUUAAGGUAAUGCAAACCUAUAAUGUUUGUGUGUUUCACAUAAAACACUGUAGUACAAUAUUUGUGUCCACAGUUUGCAUUUCCACUGCUAUACUUGCCAUAUGUUUACAAAGAAAAUGUGUUAGUGAAUUAACCAUUUUUAUUUCAUUUGUAGACUGUUUAUUUAUAUAUAUGUGAAUAUUUUUGUAAAUGGGUUUUACAGUAAGUGGGGUUAGUGCAAACUUUUAAGGGGAAACGGUAAGUCAAGGUAAAACAGAGAUGACCACACACUGUAUAUGUGAAGAUGGAAAACACAGAAAUGCACACAGCUUCUAUAUUUUGAAAAAAACAUUUGUCACUCCCAAAUUACUAGAGCACAUAAGCACCGUAAUUUAGAUUAAAGGAAUUUCUGCAUCCAAAAUCAAAAGAGGCUCCAUUUUGUCUACUUUUUAAAUAUAUUUAAGUUAUUAAUUUCCAAAUAGCAAUAUAUUUUAAUACACCUCUUAUUUCCAUAAUUAUUUAAUGCCCAGCAAAGUAUGUUAUGUUUUAUUGUUUACAAAAUAUGCUUGCACAUUUAUAUCUCGUCAAUUGUGAAACUCAUAAAGGCAUGGGCCCUAGAAGAGAUGAAAUAUAUCCAAUAAAAUGUAUAGGAAAAGGUAUUAUUUUUAUGAAUAAGAAUCAAACAUUACAUAAGGUGACAUGGAGUGCAUAUCUUCUAGUUUUCAGAGAGAUAAUAAAUAUACUAUAAAUACUGAUUAAACUUAAUAAACAAGUGCAAUGAAUCAUUAUCUCAUGAACAUUUAUUUAAUGAUCAACAUAGUUAUGUGAGGAGAGCUCCUAUGUUUUUUAUAUAACUACUGUAUAUUUGGAAAGCUAUUAUGGUUGAAAAUAUGAAAUUGAAAAUAUCAUUGACUAUGUGCAAAACAAUCAUUAAAUGAGAACAAAACAUAUCUAUAUAUUUACAACCUGGUAAUAAUCAGUCGAAUAAGUGAUCAACCGCGCAAUUUAAAAAAAAAAUAUUUGGAAUAAACACUUCCACCAUUGUAUUGUUUCAUACUUGAGUUUUGCGCAAAGUAUUUUCGAAACUUUGGAAAUUCAUGAAAUGCUUAUUAACAGACUGGAUAAUGUGGUAACAGAUAAAAUGCUGUUUUAAUGCAAUGUUUUAUGUUGACAAAACACAUAUUGAUAGAAGGUGUGAAGUUGAAGGUAUGUGCAACUGAAACACUACUGUGACUCAAACAUGAAUCUGAUGAAUUCGUACAAGAAGUAAGGAGAAUUUAUGCUAAUAAAUGGGUGUCUUCCCUC